This is a messenger RNA of Orbicella faveolata, 2375 nucleotides long. RefSeq lists its product as uncharacterized. Gene Ontology annotation, molecular function: growth factor activity. NCBI's taxonomy places the organism in Eukaryota, Metazoa, Cnidaria, Anthozoa, Scleractinia, Merulinidae. The record is from RefSeq and is a predicted model, not a curated record.
AUGCAGUUCAACUGUGGGAGAGUUCUAGAAGCCUGUAUUGUUUUGCUUGAAGGAAGGGUAUAUAAAUCAGAGCAUCCUGCUGCUAUAGCCAGCUCCGCAACUGCUCGGUUGAUAUCUGAAGUCAGGAAACACGUAUCAGCUCAAUCUGACAGACUGGGAUUUUCAGCUCAGUACCAAAUGACGUCGCCGUUUCUCAUCACAACGUUAAUUCUUCGUACGCUGCUUGCGACGACGAAAGUCCCUGUCAACAGCACAAUGAGGCCAUCGGUUGCACCAACAAACAAGACUCAAACAGCACUUUCGAACGUUAAAAAGCCUUGGUUGAAUGAGCCAGCUUCAACAUGGGUUGAAAUUCGCUUGGUGACCAGAAAAGGGAUUCACUUGAUCAUGUUCCCAAAUGGCACAGUAGCCGGAACCUGGAACAGCUCUCUAACAAUGUUAUAUGGAUUGUUUCUUAUUCAGUCCCACGGACGGGGCACAGUGAGGUUAAAGAGUUUGACAACGAUGAAAUAUAUAGCGAUAAGCAACGAUGGUCAAAUUUACUCAACGGCCAACUCGUCAAAUGAAGACACCCUACUAAAACACGCUCAGGAGGAGAAUCACUUCUACUCAUUCAGCUCCUACUUGUAUCCAACUGAUCAGGCUCACGUAUCCAGUAAAUGGCUACUUGCAAUUGGAUCAAAAGGACAAAUGAGGAACGCUUCAAGGGUGCAACUCCAUCACAAAUCUCAUCAGUUCCAGAUUAUUGAAAUACGAAACAAAAGGGAAAAGAUCGAUUUGAGUGCGUUGUUGCGUCCCAAAGGAAAGUGAAAACGACGUCAGAGACUGGCUGGGACCUAUGUAUUGCCAUGUAUGUUGCUGGAGACUGUUCCUAUAUCGGGGAAAGCAAAAGCUUUUGGAACUCGCGCGGAGCCGAAGAUGAUGAUCCAAGCCGCAUCAGCAAAUUAACACAAUGCUGAUCAGUCAACGGAUCACAAUAUCUAUCCAAGUCACGCCCAGAUCCUCGAAAACAGUGUAGCCAACUGCAGAACAAAACUUUUCUUGUGGGAAUCGUGGCAUUCCACUUUUAACAGCUACGUCGUUAACAGAAGGAAAGCUAUCACUCUCGCUCACAUGCCUUUGAUUUCAAAUUAAAAAACAACUAGAAGAAACUAAAAGCUUGUACCGCGAGCUACACUGAACCCAGCCUGCGUGUAAUCCGAUGAAACUUUCACCAAGUGUACGACAGACUCUGACGACUAUUUUUUUUUUAAAAAAUAGGCAACAUAUUGCACUACAGUGGAAGCUCUCUUACCGGACACGCUCGUCAGCGGACAGCUCUACUUACUACCGUCUUCACAAAACUACGUUUGAACUCCCAUACAAACUCUGUAUUUACUCAUUCCCGUAAGCGAAAGCGGCCGCGGACGCCUUGGGGGCGUACGAGCUAGCGGAUACCCAAAAGGAAUUGGUCAUGACUUUAAAAGUUAUAAUUACUCGUAAGCAUUUGUAAAAAUUUACUCGUAUAGACCUAAACAUAUGUAUUUUUUUCGGACAAAAUUAACCUUAAGACGGUUUCCGAACCCUUUAUUUUCCCGCGGUAUACAAGGAAUUUAGUUGUGAGCACACAUUUUUUCCACAAACACUCUGUACAUAUUCAUCCAUAUAAGGACACCACUGAAUAUAUAAGCAGGAGAGCCUCUCAGCAGGCAGGGAGAGCCUUGUUUUCUUAACAGUGAAAUGCCGAAUAUAAUUCAAGCUUACCCAAGUAUAAAUAAAUCAACCCGCCGAACAACAUCCUCGCAUACCUUAUUACAGUCCGCUGCUCUUUCCAACCAUUGCAGUUUGAAUUAUUACCCGAGCCCGCAAGUAAGGCAAGGGAUGCGCAAAAAGCUGUGCAGUCCGUUUUCUCGCUCUGCAAAUAAGGCCUAUACGGGGUGUAAGUAUCUUAACUUUCAUCCUUUCGGUAAACCUCAAACUAGCCUUUUUUACGGUGAACUCAGUUUUCUCAUUUUCCUGACAAUAUAGUCUAACAUGUGUGUGACGCAGUUUAGGACAAUUUUGAAGUUUCCCCACAUCCACGUUGGUUAGGCAGAUAAGAAAAGCUAACCGUGAAAAAGGGUUGUGCGGCCCGCAUCCUAGUGUUGGCAUCACGAUAAGUUUCCAAUUUCGUUUCUAUCGAAGGAGAAGAUAUUGAAAUCCACCCUUAGGCCCAGUUCAGACGCCGAACUUUUCAUGAGCCAAACCUAAUACGUUGAAUUAAGUACAUGAAAAGUUCGGCGUCCGAAUCAGUUAAGAACGGCUACUUGAAAUUGGCUAGCUCAGCCGGAAAUUACGGCUUUGGAACGGCUUUGAUUCAGACGUCGAACUUUCCAUGUGCCGAACCUAAUGCAUAC